AUGGAGCCAGGUCAUACACUAAUCCUCAAUCAUACCACCCUGACCCUGGAUCCAGGACCUUUUUUCCUUCUGGGCAUCCCAGGGCUAGAAGCAGCAUAUGCCUGGCUUUCUGUGCCUGUCUGCCUCUUGUAUCUGGCUUCAGUGAUUGGGAAUUCCCUGCUGUUGGCCUUGGUGGCAGCUGACCCAGCCCUACAGGCCCCCAUGUACCAGCUGCUAGGGCUGCUGGCUGCAGCUGAUUUGGUCCUGUCCACAGCCACAGUACCCAAGGCACUGACUGUGCUAUGGGGCUUCUCUGGAGAGAUUUCUUUUGGGGCCUGCCUGACUCAACUCUUCUUUGCCCAUGUGGCCUUUGUGGCUGAGUCCUCAGUACUGCUGACCAUGGCAUUGGAUCGCUACUUGGCCAUCUGCCGGCCAUUGCACUACGGCACCCUCCUCACUCCCCGAGUGGUGGGGGCUGCGGGAGUGAUAGCCCUAGCCCGAGGCACAUGUGUGAUGACACCGCCUGUAGUCUUGCUUCAGCAGUUGCCUUACUGUGGGAAGAGAGCAAUACCACACACCUACUGUGAGCAUAUGGGUGUGGCUCGGCUGUCAUGUGGAGAUACCCGAGUCAACAUCUGGUAUGGGCUUGCCACAACAUUACUGUCCCCAGUCCUGGAUGCUGUGCUCAUUACCAUCUCCUAUGCUUUCAUCCUCCAUGCUGUCUUCCGCCUGCCAUCCAAGGGUGCUCGCCACAAAGCCCUCAGCACUUGUGGGGCCCAUGCCAGUGUCAUCUUCCUUUUUUACAUUCCUGCUCUCUUCUCCUUCCUUGUCCACCGUUUUGGCAGACACACUGUCCCAGGACAUGUCCACAUCCUCCUGGCCAAUCUCUAUGUGGUGAUCCCACCUGCUCUCAACCCCAUCGUCUAUGGGGUCAGGACUCGAUGUAUUGCUGAGAGAAUCCUGCGCUUGUUGGCACCCAGUAGAGUUGGGGUGAGAAGGGAAUAG
Messenger RNA from Dromiciops gliroides (monito del monte), 984 nucleotides. Its product is annotated as olfactory receptor 52D1-like. Gene Ontology annotation, molecular function: olfactory receptor activity; G protein-coupled receptor activity. Gene Ontology annotation, cellular component: membrane. The record is from RefSeq and is a predicted model, not a curated record. The transcript has a single exon. Bases 1 to 984 code for a protein of 327 amino acids. Lineage: Eukaryota; Metazoa; Chordata; Mammalia; Microbiotheria; Microbiotheriidae. Gene Ontology annotation, biological process: G protein-coupled receptor signaling pathway.